Gadus morhua (Atlantic cod) is the source of this 3213-nucleotide messenger RNA. RefSeq names its product homeobox protein Hox-A9. Lineage: Eukaryota; Metazoa; Chordata; Actinopteri; Gadiformes; Gadidae. The record is from RefSeq and is a predicted model, not a curated record. Gene Ontology annotation, biological process: embryonic skeletal system morphogenesis; regulation of transcription by RNA polymerase II; anterior/posterior pattern specification. The coding region runs from base 1545 to 2333 and encodes 262 amino acids. Gene Ontology annotation, molecular function: DNA-binding transcription factor activity, RNA polymerase II-specific; RNA polymerase II cis-regulatory region sequence-specific DNA binding. Gene Ontology annotation, cellular component: nucleus. The transcript has 2 exons.
GUGUGUGUGUGUGUGUGUGUGUGUGUGUGUGUGUGUCUGUGUGGGUGGGUGUGUGUGUGUUCAUGUCUUUUAGUAUUUAACUUAUUUACGUGUGAUGAGAAUAGCUUGUUAACAGGCGCUGUUAUUGGUUAAUGGAAGUGAUAAUAACAGCACAGGUCAACACAAGGGAUUAUGAUGUUUGCUUUAAUAGCUCGUCAAAAAGGAAAUAAGGUCGGCGGUCGACGUACAAAAUAAAAUAUGAGGCAAAUGCGUUUAAUGACAAAUGCAAGAUAUAAAAUAUAUGUAUAUUUUAUUAAUGUGUGGCUAUGCAGCAUCUAUGUAUAUUUAUAUGUAUUAUACUGAUGCAUUUCACAUUAGUUUUUAUAUCACUUUACUGCAAUGGUAAUUAGGCCUCCAGCUUGAACUAGGCCUAUAGCAUUUCUAUUCAAUUUUUUUUCAUUUCCUAUGCCGAUAAGGUAAAAUGAAGAAUUACAAAUUGAUGAAUGCCUUAUUUGUUAUUUUAGAUUAAAAACCUAUUACAUACAUUUGUUGUUUGAAUGUUUUAUUUCGCACAAAAAACAAUUGCCGUAACCUGUGAGCAUAGCAUUUCAUGCAAUCCGGCGCCACACUAGCCUUACUAUCACAUGGCUAUAUUUUAAAACUACUAUGUCUUUUGAUUCAAUGCAAAAUUUGUUAUAUUGUUGAACAAUUAACUGUGUGUAUCAUAAGGCUGAACUUUCUCUGUUUCUAUGUUAUAGUCUAUCUAUAGGCCUAUUCUUUAUGUUUCACUGGUCCCAGUUUCCACGUUGAAUUUAGUCCGGGGAUUAGGAAUGUUUUUUGCACUAGCCAUCCAUACGGCCAUCAAAUGGACGUUUGAAACACCUUAUUUCUAUCUUUAUUAUAAGGUUAUAGCUCUGUAUAGUUUUUAGGUUCGUAGGUUUUCACCAAUGCUAUAAACAUAGACCAAUGAUGACAUUUUUGGGCGUAAACCGCUAUGUGUGUGAUACUUCUAAAGGACGAUGUUCGAUAAUCCAUGUGUUUUGGAGAGGGUCGGUCUGGGUAUUUCAGGUCCUGUAAAGUACCUCGUAAAAUAAACCCUUCUUAAACACACUGUAUAAUUUUGGAUUGGUCUACUAUGUGGUCAUUUGAACACACACACACGGCCUAACUCGACAUAGAUACAUUUCUCAACAUUUUGAAAUUUCCCCAUCUGAUAGAUUUAUACGUUAGAUUCUAAUCCGAUGUUAAUUAUUUGCCUUAAAACUAUAGGCCGUUAUAGGAGAGAACCGCGAGCAUUUAAUAGUCACUAGGAUUGAUUUAUCCUUUAUUGUUCAGCCUUUAUGGUCACGUGCGCCUUCUCGCCCAAUGGAACCCGAGUCUGCCUCUCCACUACGAGUCGACUGUAGUUCUUUGAGGAGUCAAGUUGCUACUUGAUUUGUUCACAUUGAUGUUUGCGAGGCAGGGUUUAGUGAAUGUGCAUGCAUGUGUUGGGUGAGCAUUUUAUUGUUGUUGUUGUUGUUGUUUGCAUCUGUAUAUGAGUGGGUACAUGUUUGAGUAUCUUUGCCAUGUCGACGUCCGGAACGCUAACUAGUUACUACGUAGAUUCACUAAUCCUGCCCGAGAGUGAGGAGCUCACUGCGCCCCGAUACCCUUCUGCUCCGGGGGGGCUACAACAGUCAAGGCAGUCCGCCUCCAUCAACGACCACAAUGAUAUUGGGACCUGCACGUUUUCCACCAAAGCUUCGGUAUUCAGCCCGUCUUGGAGUCAUGUCCAGGCGCCGUUCCCGGGCUCCGUGUAUCACCAUCACUACGGGCACCACCAGGGCUCGGUCAGCGGAGACAGCGAUGCUCGCUACAUGCAGUCCUGGCUCCUCGAGCCCAUGUCCGGCUGCUUGCCCAUGUCCGGAUUACAAGCGAGCCACAAUUACGGGAUCAAACCGGAGGGUCUCGCAGCCAGAGGCGACGGUGCGCUCCCCGGUUCCCACACGGCGCUGCUGCUCUCCGAUUACGCCAACGGGACGGUGGCGACAUCGCCGGUAGAAAAGGACGCACCACCGCUCCAGGGAGGGGACAUUAAGGGCGAAGGAGACGUCAAACCGGCCCUCGAUCCAAAUAACCCCGUGUCCAACUGGCUCCACGCAAGUGCCACGAGAAAAAAGCGCUGUCCGUAUACCAAGCACCAGAUCCUGGAGUUGGAGAAAGAGUUCCUCUUUAAUACGUACCUGACGCGGGAACGUAGGUAUGAGGUGGCCAGGCAGCUAAACCUCACCGAGAGACAGGUUAAAAUAUGGUUCCAGAACCGUAGGAUGAAGAUGAAGAAGUUUAACAAAGACGGCAGACCGAAAGAUGAAUAACACGAACAAUAUAUUCUGCAGCAUGGGCUACUACGGCUUGAUGCGCUAAAGCUCUAUCCUCUGCUGGACCAUCUUUUUUAAACAUCUUUGUUAUUGUUUAUUUUUUGCCCACAACAAAAGCUGUUAGGCAUAUUUGUCUUAUAAAAAAACGCAUGUCGGUUUUAAAUGUAAUGCAACUGCCUAUAUUGCACAAUUUGACCAGUGCCCGUUUGUUGAUUAUGUUGGAAUCUCGAGUCGUGUGUUAGUUGGCCUUGCCCCUGUGUUAGUUGUAUGGAUGUUUAUAGGUGUGAAUGUGUGUGUGUGUUCACUGGUUUGUAGCUAUUUGUUGUCUAACUCAAUGUCACUGAGCGUAGUUUGUAGAGUGUAACUAAUUUUAUUGAUGUAUGACUCUUAUUGAUAGUGCUGCUGUUGGAAGAACUGCAGUUUUAAUUUAACAUCUGGAAAUCAGAAUAAUCGCAUUAGAUGCAUCGGCCUUUUAAGCAUAAUUCCAAUACAGUUAUUAAUUGCUACAGGCUAUAGAACUAUAAUCUUCUUUUUGACUGCCUAAAUGUCUCUCAACUACCUACAAUAACCUAUUUUUUUGCCAGCGAUAUGUGCUUGCAUUAGAUAAUGACCAAUGACUGAAUUUCAGGGAGUAAUAGUAUUUGGAAAGGAUAUACUAUUUGUUAGAGGGAAGGAAACACUGUAGUGUAAUUAAUAAAUACCUCAUGGUCUGAUGACCCUUCAGAUUUUUUUUUAUUUGGUUCACAAAUGUAAUUUGUACUUUAUUUAUUGAAUAAAACAAAUUAUAUCUGCGAAUACAUUCCCAUCGCAUCUCCAAGCCCUGUCGUGUAUAGUUACUUUUGUCGUCACCUAAUCCGACACACAAUGCUCUACUUUG